Molecule: messenger RNA, 4342 nt
Organism: Boeremia exigua
Lineage: Eukaryota; Fungi; Ascomycota; Dothideomycetes; Pleosporales; Didymellaceae
Exons: 4
Coding region: 304-4104 (1266 amino acids)
Biological process (GO): endosomal vesicle fusion; vesicle-mediated transport; cellular response to starvation
Cellular component (GO): HOPS complex; late endosome
Molecular function (GO): protein binding
Source: RefSeq, a predicted model, not a curated record
GCUACACCUCACGAUCUAAGCUUCGCAACUCCCCACGCCCACCGCAGCUCAUGCCCAUGUCGCCAGCAUGGCUGCGGAUCCGACCGACGAUGACCAGCAGGCGGUGACAAGGGAUGGAGCUGGCAACAGCAGAGAUGCCGCCCAGCACGUCGACACGCAUGGCGCCGAGGACGAUGACGAUGAGGACGACGAAGCAGACGAAGAGCCCAAGCUCAAGUACAGCCGUUUGACGAGCAGUCUCGGUCCUGUAUAUCGCAAUGGCGACGCGACAAGCUCUUUCCUGGUGGCUGGUGACAAGAUGGUAUGGUUAUAGCUCGGGCUCCUCGAGAGCUGCGUGUCGCAACCCGUAUACUGAGCUCUACACAGAUCGUUGGCACACACAAUGGCAAUAUCCACACCCUCGCCAUCCCAUCGUUCCAGAUACUGCGCACAUACAACGCCCACCCCUCGGCCUCGGUCACCGCACUUUCCGUCUCACCACUCCCGCGCACGCAGUCAUUCGUGAAUCAAAUCGGCUCGCCCACCAGAGCGCCAGAGGUCGAUGCGCCACGAAAAACCACACCGCAGCCUGGCCGCGACCCUCGCAGGCCCCAGCAAAAUCCAGUUCCCAAUACCCCUUCAAAUCAGAUCUACAUCGCAUCAGCAUCUAUAGAUGGCCACGUUUGCGUGUCCUCCUUGAUCGACCCGAAAGACGUCACUCUGCGCAAUUUCGCCCGUCCGAUCCAGGCUGUCGCACUAUCGCCAGACUACAAGAACGAUCGCUCAUAUCUCUCGGGAGGUUUGGCUGGCGAACUGAUCCUGACAAGCGGCGGCCCAAUAGGUACCCGCGCAACCGCAAACACGAGCUCGGCAUCUCAAGCAGCGCAAGGAUGGCUUGGAGCAAUAGGUCUUGGAGGAAACACCGGUCGAGACACGAUCCUGCACUCGGGAGAAGGCUCCAUCAGUACGAUCAAAUGGUCGUUGUCUGGGAAGUACGUGGUAUGGGUCAACGAAGAAGGCAUCAGGUUCAUGCGCACGAACCUGUUCCUCGACAGCGCAGACUCUGAACUAGCAUGGAAGAGGAUAGGCUUCGUUGGGAAACCUAAUCGCCGUGUCUGGCAAGAUAUGGCAGCUCUGUGGAAAGCAAGAGUAGACUGGGUCGACGAUGAGUCACUGGAGUCAGACGAUGAUGCUAUCAUGAGCAUGAACAGCCAUCGGGAGAACAAGGAUGACGCCACUCUGCCUCACCACCGAAGGCAUAAGUCAGGCAAGGGGCCCAAGGUAGAAAAGGUCGAGAAAUUGGUCGUAGGAUGGGGAGAUGCCGCGUGGAUCAUUCAUGUUGUUCCUGGAGAAGUCUUCGGUAAUGGCAGGACUGGCGAAAGGUCUCCUGGCAGCAUCGAAGUUCCUCAUCAUCUCAAGUUUGACGAUUGUAUUGUUUCUGGCAUCUCGCUUUAUACCCCUUCCCUACUUCUCGUUCUUGCAUAUCGUACACAUGAUGACGAUGACAACCCCGUCGAAACGACUCCACGCCGCGGCAUGCACCGGCGCGCGAAUGGCCUAUCUCCUGAGCUCAAGCUCAUCGACGCUGUCACCCAAGAGGAAGUCGAAGUCGACUCUUUGACAGUCAGCAGAUACGAAACGCUUUCAGCAGCCGACUAUCACCUAGGAACUUUAUACAUACCGCAUCCCAAGGCCAUGACACCUGCACAGAAGAGCGCACUCGAGGCUAUCGGAGGAGGUAUUUGGGAUGCCGGUGUCAGUGCAACGAGGAUGUUCAGUUCCGGCGCCAGUGUUCUCAACAUACCGAUAGGUUCAGAGUCAAAGCCAUCAUCUCUGUCAUCUGCGAGUGGUACUGUGCCAUCUCUACUAGCUCGUGGACGACAGACGCCAGUCCAUCCAAACGCUGCGACCGCAGGCCUCAAAGUCUUCAUCCACAGUCCGUACGACUGUGUGUUGGCCAUCAAGCGAGACCUGACAGAUCACUUCAACUGGGAACUAGAGCACGAGAACUACAAAGAUGCAUGGGAGCUUCUAGAGGACCACCCGGAAGUUGUCAGCUCUGCCAGCCAAUCCGUGGCGGAGAACUCGCCAGCUGGCACACCUGUCUUAAAGCAAGGAAGCCUGCAGGAUUUCUUCGCCGACGAGACUGAUUCACAAGAUACGGUUUCUGCUGCAAGAGCAAAUCAAAACACGGCUGUUGAGAAGGAGAAGCGACGUGUUGGUGACCUCUGGGUGCAGCAGUUAGUAAACGCAGGCAACUGGAAUGGGGCUGGUAAGGUUGCCGGCCGAGUCCUAGGCACCUCCACGAGAUGGGAGCACUGGGUGUGGAAGUUUGCGCAAACGAACCACUUUGACGAAAUCUCUCCUUAUAUCCCAACCAAGCAGCUGCAGCCACCGCUUCCAUCUAUGGUGUACGAGGUCAUUCUCGGGCACUACAUCAUCAAUGACCGGAUCAGAUUCAAGCACCUGCUCGAGGCAUGGGAUCCGGAUCUCUUCGACAUCAACAGCGUGAUCGAAGCUAUCAAAGCCAAACUGAACGCCGGAGAUGUAACCGAAGACUCUGUCGAGGGCAACGAACACGGCCGAGACUGGCGGAUACUGCAAGAUGGUCUUGCGAAGCUGUACCUUGCGAGUGGCCGCCAGCGCGAGGCACUGCGCUGCUAUAUUCGCCUGCAGAACGCCGAUGCUGCUAUGAGCAUUAUUCGCGAGUUCCAUCUCGUCGAGGCUGUCAGGGACGAUAUUCCCGGGUUUCUACUACUGCGCGUAUCGAGAGAGCAGAUGGCGUCCGCACCACUGGAAGACCUGGAAGAAGCAUCGUCGGAGACUAUCGAGGUGCUGGUCGAAGAAGGAUGUCGUGGAACCAUUCUGGCUGAUGAGGUCGUCACACAGCUUCGAGAAAGCAAGAAGAGAGACUCGUUCCAGCCGUUCUUGUUCUUCUACCUUCGACGUCUAUGGAAGCCAGAAUUGCACGAGCGCAAGGCCAGGACAGCAAAAGAACGCGUUGCUGAAGACCGCUUGGCUGCAGACGGCAAGAUCGUGGCCGAGGGCUUCUCUGACCUCAUGGUUGAGCUGUUCGCUGAAUACGAUCGCCCAUUGUUAAUGGAGUUCCUCCGCAAGUCGCAGAGCUUCGAUCUCAGCAAGGCCACGGCUAUCUGUGAGACCAGGGAGUACAUCCCAGAGCUUGUACACAUACUCUCGAAGACCGGCCAGACUAAGCGCGCCUUGUACCUGAUCAUCGAGAAGCUCUCCGAUGUCAGCUUCGCAAUAUCGUUCGCAAAGGAGCAAGAUGAUCCAGAUCUGUGGAACGACCUUCUCGACUACUCGAUGGAUAAGCCGCAGUUCAUCAGAGGCUUGCUGGCAGAAGUCGGUACAGCUAUCGAUCCCAUUCAGCUCGUUCGCCGUAUCCCCGAGGGUCUUGAGAUUGAAGGCCUCAGAGACGGCAUUGGCCGCAUGGUCCGCGAAUACGAGAUCCAGCAUUCGAUAUCCGAGGGCGUAGCCAGAGUGCUGCGCGGUGAAGUCGCGGCGGGUAUGGACACUCUCCGCGCGGGACAGAAGCGGGCUGUCAAGUUUGAGGUCAUACCCUGUGAUGAAGAAGACAGUGUGCACGAGGAAUUGCCUGGCGCACAGAACGGAGUCUCCAAACGCAAAGAGGUCGACAUACGGCCCAAGGGAGUCGACCCCAAACUUGCAGCAAAGGUGCUCAGCGGCAAUACCACCGCUGCUGCGUCAAUAAACCAAGCGCCUGUAGCCGACCCUGCUCCAGCAGAAGAUCCGUCCGUGGAAGCACCCGCAGGCCACUGCACGGGCUGUCGCGAAGCAUUCACCCUCCCCACCGCUGAGGAGGAAGAAGUUAUGGAACUCCCUCUGCCCAAGUCCCGCGACACACUAGUCGGGUUUGCGUGCGGCCACGUUUUCCAUCUCAGCUGCUUGCUGCCGAAGACAAGUGCCAGCGCUAGUGUCGCAGCAACCUUGCAGCAGCAACUCGCGAACGAUGCGCUGGAAAGCGACGGCAGGUGGAGCAGGAGCGUUGGCGCAAAGGUCGCGCAUGCGCACGUCAUCAAGAGCGCGAUUGGGCGCGGCUGCGUUGUUUGUCGAGAGCGCGAAGGCAUGGUCGGUGAUGAGUAGCGUGGACAGGAAGCCGCUCAUGGCAUGUAUAUAGGAUUGAGGAACGCGUUGGAUACGACGCAGGCUGGAGGCAGUCAGCACUGUGGCAGAAGUCCAAUCGAAGAAGUAAAGAAUGUAUAAUGUGCAGCAACCUCCAAGGCGAAAGCAGAGACGAACCGCAAAAACACACGGCGCUCGGAAGGCAGACUCUUCUACCUUCCCUCGCACCUCCUCGAAGUGUCGUUCGCCGCCACGUGCG